AUGCAGAUCCAUCGCUGUCGUUUUGUCGAGUAUCAGCCGGCAGCCAUCAAUGCACUAGACUUUACGCCACCUACAGUGAAGCGAUCGCGUCUCGCCGUCGGUAGAGCAAACGGCAACAUUGAGAUCUGGGAUCCAUCGCACAACUUUCGACUUGAAAAGACGAUCCCCGGUGGUGAAGGUCAAUCGGUUGAAAGCAUUGCUUGGGCGCACCAAUCGAUUAUCGUGGAUCAGGAUGAGGACGAUACACCCGAAGAAAUCGAACAACAACUCAAGCGACAACUGAGUAAGCCUCCACGUUUGUUCUCGUCAGGAUUGAAUCCAUAUAUCGUCGAAUGGGAUACAACAUCCAUGACCGUCAAGCGAUCGGUGGAUUCCAAUGGCGGUGCUGUAUGGUGUUUGGCUGUCAAUAGUACCGGCACAAGACUUGCAGCAGGCUGCGAGGAUGGCUGUAUUCGAUUGUUCGACAUUGAAGAUGAUGGUCUUGAGUAUAUCCGCAGUUUUACUCCACAAAAAGGUCGCGUGCUUUCGGUUGUAUGGAGCCCAUAUGAUGAUUACAUUGUUUCCGGUGGAUCGGAUAGUGCCAUUCGUACAUGGGAUGUUAGCACAGGACAAACGCUUCAACGUAUGACAGUGGAUCGAGUACGUAAGGAACAUACAUUGGUAUGGUCGGUGGCCGCUCUCAAGGAUGGUACAUUGGUAUCGGGUGAUUCUCUAGGCCAUAUCAUGUUUUGGAAUAGCAAGACGGGUGCCAUGAAGCAAACCAUCCGUGCCCAUGCAGCUGAUGUUCUUGCCCUUGCAGCAUCUCGAGAUGGCACACAAGUCUUUUCUGCUGGUGUCGAUUGCAAAAUGACCAAUUAUCGCAAAGUCAACGAGGAUCGUAAAAAGUCAAAGCGUACAACAUGGAUUACAGCUGAAAGUCGUCAAUAUCACUCUCACGACAUUCGUGCUCUUGCUAUCAACAACAGUACCGGCACAUUGGUUUCUGGUGGUGUGGAUGUUCAACUUGUUGCUUGGUCUACCAACCUCGGUAAAAAGGUAGAGCCUAUGCGUUUGCCACCUUUCCCCCACAAAUAUCUGGUCUCAGCAUCCAAAUCGCAACAACUGGUUAUGGCAGCAUACUUUAAUUCGCUUAGUGUGUGGCGACUUGGUCAAGCUGUCGCAACCAAUAGCACGGACUCCAAGGUCAUCAUUCCCGAAUUAUUGGAACCUCAUCGACAAGUAUUACAGCUACAAUUGAAGGCGGAUUGUAACAUCACUUCGAGUGCCAUCUCUGAGAACGGCGAAUGGAUCAUUGUUGCUGAUAUCGAAUCCACUCGAUUAUUCCAAUUGACAGAAGCACAAGGAAUGCCCGGUCAAUUGAGAGCAAAAAAGGCACGAAAUUUUGAUGCCGUAUUAUCACAAUACUUGUCAGAGCACAACAUUGCAUCGGGUGCGCACCAUGUUCUUUUUACGCCUGGCUCGGAUAAGAUUAUUAUUAUCACAGUGGAAUCACGUAUCUUGGUGAUUGAUUUACGACAUUGGGAACAAGGCUCGUUUGAAGUCUUGGGAGAAUUCGGUCAUCAUCGUGGAUUGGAUAGUGAGGGCAAUAGUAUCGAAGGACGAGAAGCAGCCACAGUGAUCACAGUUGCCGUCAGUGCUGAUGGCCAAUGGUUAGCAACAGGCGACGACAUGAACCGCAUUCAUAUUUUCAACCUAGACAAUCUCAAGCAUCAUAUUGAACUUCCGCAUUCAUACACUUAUCACACAGCACUAUCAUUCAACGACCUUCGACCCAACGAGUUGCUUGUCGGGCAGGCCACAAACGAAUUGUAUAUUUACAAUGUUGAGCAUAAACGACUGACUCCUUGGUCCAAAGCCCAUCGCGACUUUACAAAUACAGCAUUAUUCAAUCAGCGUGAAUCCAUACGAGGCGUUGCAUACAACCCAAGUUCGCCUGAUGAGAUGAUCGUGUAUGGCAGCAGCUUCAUGUGUAAUGUCAAGAUGGUCCACAACAAGCAUCCCAAACAAUCCAAGGCCCAUAAACGGAAACACGAUGCUCCGGAUGUUCACAAACAAGAUUCACCGAUACCGAUGCAGCUAUCAACACGAUAUCAGCAGAUUUUGUUUUGUGAAUUUAUUGAUAAGGAUUCCAUGGUCAUGGUCGAACGACCCAAGUUUAGUGUAUUGGAAAAGUUACCACCCUCCUACUACAAAUCCCAGUUUGGUACAUAA
Lichtheimia ornata is the source of this 2211-nucleotide messenger RNA. RefSeq lists its product as uncharacterized. Gene Ontology annotation, cellular component: small-subunit processome; 90S preribosome; t-UTP complex. Lineage: Eukaryota; Fungi; Mucoromycota; Mucoromycetes; Mucorales; Lichtheimiaceae. Gene Ontology annotation, molecular function: RNA binding; protein binding. The coding region runs from base 1 to 2211 and encodes 736 amino acids. The record is from RefSeq and is a predicted model, not a curated record. Gene Ontology annotation, biological process: maturation of SSU-rRNA from tricistronic rRNA transcript (SSU-rRNA, 5.8S rRNA, LSU-rRNA). The transcript is spliced from 7 exons.